AUGGCCACGACCAUCCCCUUCCUGCUCGCCCUCCUCUCACUAUCCUCUAUCCUCUUCGGCACGACAAAAGCAACCGACCCGGAUGUGCUAUUCCCCGGCUACCCCUCCCCCUGGGCGGCGGCUAGUGGCGCCAGCAACACCACCAUCUUGGACCCGUCCUGGGCGGCCGCCUACGCGCGGGCCGUAGCCUUCGUCGCCAAUCUGACGCUGCCCGAGAAAGUCAACCUGACGACGGGCACGGGCUGGCAGUCGGACCGGUGCAUCGGCAACACGGGCGGCGUGCCGCGCCUCGGGCUCCGCGGGCUGUGCCUGAUGGAUGGGCCGCUCGGGGUCCGUCGGCGGCUGAUGCGGCUGCGCGGGGAGGCGCUCGGCGCGGAGUUCAGGGGUAAGGGGAUCGAUAUCAUGCUGGGGCCGGUGGCGGGGCCGUUGGGCAGGGCGCCCGAGGGCGGGCGGAACUGGGAGGCGUUUGGCCCCGACCCAUACCUCGCCGGCGUCGCCAUGGCGGAGACGAUCCAGGGCAUCCAGAGCCGCGGCGUGGUGGCGUGUGCCAAGCACUUCAUCCUCAACGAGCAGGAGCACUACCGCGGCAGCGUCGACGUGCGCAUCGACGACCGCACCAUGCACGAGCUGUACCUGUGGCCGUUUGCCGACGCCGUCCGCGCCGGAGUCGGCUCCGUCAUGUGCUCGUACAACAAGAUCAACGGCACGCACGCUUGCGAGAACGCGUGGACGACCAACUACCUGCUCAAGAACGAGCUGGCCUUUCAGGGGUUUGUCAUGUCCGACUGGGGAGCACAGCACACCACGCUGGGCUCGGCGCUCGCGGGGCUCGACAUGACCAUGUCGGGCGACGGCGGCCCGCCGCCGUACCGGUCGUGGUGGGGCGGAGCGCUGACCGAGGCCGUGCUCAAGGGCGACGUGCCCCAGUGGCGCCUCGACGACAUGGUGGUGCGCAUCAUGGCGGCCUACUUCAAGGUGCACACCGGCGAGUACGAAGCCCAGCCCGACAUCAACUUCUCGGCCUGGACAAACAAGACAGUCGGCCCGCUGCACCCGUCGUCGAACCAGUCCAUCACUACGGUCAACGAGUUCGUCGACGUCCAGGACGACCACGCCGCGCUGAUCCGCGAGAUCGGCGCCAAGUCGAUCGUCCUGCUCAAAAACACCGACAACUUCCUCCCGCUGCGCGACCCGCCUAGCAUCGCCGUCAUCGGCAACGACGCCCAAGACCCGCCGGGCGGGCCCAACGCCUGCCCGGAGCGCGGCUGCUUCUCCGGCACCGUCGCCAUGGGCUACGGCUCCGGCACGGCCAACUUCCCCUACCUGAUCUCGCCGGCGACCGCCAUCCUCGAGCACACGCGCCACUCGAACACCACCACAACCUUCACCAACACCACCUCGAACUGGGACCCCGCGGCGGCCGCCGAAGCCGCGCGCAACGCCUCGGUGGCCAUCGUCUUCGCAGCCGCCACGGCGGGCGAGGCGAUCCUCUCCAUCGACGGCAACGCAGGCGACCGCAACAACCUGUCGGCGUGGGACAACGCGGCGGCGCUGAUCGCGGCGGUGGCGGGGGCCAACGCGCACACGGUCGUGGUGCUGCACACGCCGGGGCCCGUGCUGCUCGACGCGGUCGCGGCGCACGAGAACGUGUCGGCCAUCCUGUGGGCCGGCUUCCCCGGCCAGGAGAGCGGGCGCGCCCUGGUCGACGUGCUGUUCGGCUGCGUGAGCCCCCAGGGCAGGAGCCCGUUCACCUGGGGUGCGAGCGAGGCCGACUACGGCGCCCAGGUCAUGUACUCCGCCCCGGAUCCCAAGAACCCCGUGCAGGUGUUUGGGGAGGGCGUGCUGGUGGAUUAUCGCUGGUUUCAGCGCCACGCGCGCGGGAUGGUGUUUCCGUUUGGGUUUGGGCUCACGUAUACGCGGUUUCGGUAUAGUGACUUGAAGAUUGUGAGGAAGGGUGGCGUGCAGGGGCCGUAUCCGGUCGCGAAGGAGGGGGUGACGGGGCCAGCGCCGAUGUAUGGUGGUGUUGUCGAGGUUGGGGAUGCGGCAUUGGAGGGCUAUAUGCCGCCGGACGGGUUCAAGCGGAUAUCGCCGUAUGUGUAUCCGUGGUUGAAUAGCAGUCAGGGAUUCGUGGCGGGCGGGCAGGGGAACAUCAGCGAGUUCCCGGCCGCGGCGCGGAACGGGUCUGCGCAGCCCUUGCUGCCGGCCUCGGGAGCACCCGGGGGCAAUCCGGGGCUGUACGAGGUGCUGUACACGGUGACGGCGUCGAUCACGAACGAGGGCGACGUCGCGGGCACCGAGAUCCCGCAGCUGUACGUGCAGCUAGGCGGCGAAGACAACCCCUGGGGCGUGCUCCGCGGCUUCGACGAGGUGGAGCUGCAGCCUGGCGAGACCAAGACGGUCACGUUCGAGCUGACGCGCAGAGAUAUCAGCAACUGGAACACGACGACGCAGAACUGGCAGAUCACUGACCGAGAGAAGGUGUUGUUUGUGGGGUCGAGCGUCCGGGACAUCCACCUUAAUGCCUCGCUUCCGGCGCCGGAGGGGAUGGCGUGGCACGUUGGCUAG
Thermothielavioides terrestris NRRL 8126 is the source of this 2565-nucleotide messenger RNA. Its product is annotated as glycoside hydrolase family 3 protein. Gene Ontology annotation, molecular function: beta-glucosidase activity. The transcript is spliced from 5 exons. Bases 1 to 2565 code for a protein of 854 amino acids. The record is from RefSeq and is a predicted model, not a curated record. Lineage: Eukaryota; Fungi; Ascomycota; Sordariomycetes; Sordariales; Chaetomiaceae. Gene Ontology annotation, biological process: glucan catabolic process.